This is a messenger RNA of Cervus elaphus (red deer), 2004 nucleotides long. Its product is annotated as zinc finger protein 2 homolog. The record is from RefSeq and is a predicted model, not a curated record. The transcript has 5 exons. NCBI's taxonomy places the organism in Eukaryota, Metazoa, Chordata, Mammalia, Artiodactyla, Cervidae. The coding region runs from base 1 to 2004 and encodes 667 amino acids.
AUGGUACAAUCUGAAGGGAUAAUUUUUGAAUGUAGUCAAGUUGUGACAAAUGUCAGGGCCACAGGUUUACCACCUCAGAGAACUGGUAACGUCUGCAAAGGCUUUUCUCAUAAACAUGAGAAUGCUGUUAUGCAUCCUUCAGAACUGUUACCAGACAAUGAAACACAAAAGAAAAGACCUUACAAAUGUACUGAGUGUGACAUAACCUUUCUUGAGGACUCAGAACUCACUCGACAUCAAAGAAUCCAUACUGGAGGAAAACCAUAUAAAUGCAACGUGUGUGGCAAGGCUUUUAAUCAAACUAGACAACUUGCAGUUCAUUGGAGAAUUCAUACUGGGGAGAAACCACACAAAUGUGAUGUAUGUGGCAAGGCUUUUAUUCAAAUUGGAAACCUUGCAGUUCAUCAGAGACUUCAUACUGGAAAGAAACCAUAUAAAUGUGAUGUAUGUGGCAAGGCUUUUAUUCAAAUUGGAAACCUUGCAGUUCAUCAGAGACUUCAUACUGGAAAGAAACCAUAUAAAUGUGAUGUAUGUGGCAAGACUUUCAGUCAAACUGCACACCUUGCAGUUCAUCAGAGAAUUCAUACUGGCGAGAAACCAUAUAAAUGUGAUGUAUGUGGCAAGGCCUUCAGUCAAACUUCAAGCCUUGCAGUUCAUCAGAGAAUUCAUACUGGCGAGAAACCAUAUACAUGUGAUAUAUGUUUUAAGGCCUUUAAUCAGACUGCAAAUCUUGGACUUCAUCGGAAAAUUCAUACUGGAGAGAAGCCAUAUAAAUGUGAUGUAUGUGGCAAGGCCUUUAUUCAAACUACAAGCCUUGCAGUUCAUCAGAGAAUUCAUACUGGAGAGAAGCCAUAUAAAUGUGAUGUGUGUGACAAGGCGUUUACUCGUACUGGACACCUUGCUGUUCAUCGGAGAGUUCAUAGUGGAGAGAAACCAUAUAAUUGUGGUAUAUGCGGCAAGGCUUUCAGGGGACGUUCAAGCCUUGCUGUUCAUCAGGGAGUUCAUACUGGAGAGAAACCAUAUAAAUGUGAUGUAUGUGGCAAGGCCUUUAGACAAACCUCAAACCUUGCAGUUCAUCAGAGAAUUCAUACUGGAGAGAAACCAUAUAAAUGUGAUGUAUGUGGCAAGGCUUUCAGUGUAAGUUCAAGCCUUGCUGUUCAUCAGGGAGUUCAUACUGGAGAGAAACCAUAUAAAUGUGAUGUAUGUGGCAAGGCUUUUAAUCAAACUACAAGGCUUGCACUUCAUCAGAGAAUUCAUACUGGAGAGAAGCCAUACAAAUGCAAUGAAUAUUCCUGGGUUCAGCUAGCACCCCACAUCCAGCCCCACCCCAGCAGCAGCCCACAUCAACCCUCACCCAACCUCAACCUGGCCACCAGACUAGGUUUCAGUUCCCAGGCCUCUGAAUCACUUCAGCCUCAUCAGCAGGACUCCAAACAAGAUCAUAAUAGUAGAAGUGAUGCAGGAAAUAAGCCUGUUGAAAGGCAUGGAUCAAGCUUUCAAGAUCAGUUGCAGAUGCUGGAAUCUGAAGGGACAGGUUCUGAAUGUAGUCAGGUCAUGGCGAAUAUCAACAGUAGCGCCUCAGGUUUGCCACCUCUGAGAACUCGUAGUGUCCGUAAAGGCAGUUGUCAUAAACUUCAUCAGAGAAAUCAUACUGGAGAGAAACGAUAUAAAUGUGAUGUCUGUGGCCACUGCUUUAAACAGCAUACACAGCUUCAACAUCAUCAGCGAGUUCAUACCGGAGAUAAGCCAUAUAAAUGUGAUGUGUGUGGCAAGGCCUUUAGUGUAAAUGCAAGGCUUGUAGUUCAUCAGAGAGUUCAUACUGGAGAGAAACCAUAUAAAUGUGAUAUGUGUGGAAAGGCCUUUAGUCGAAAUUCAAUCCUUGUAAUUCAUCAGAGAAUUCAUACUGGAGAGAAACCUUACAAAUAUGACAAUUGGGACAAACAUUUUAAUGCACAGUCAUCCUUAGGUUGGCAUCAGGUAGUUCAUACAGGAGGAAAAGUGUAG